This is a messenger RNA of Portunus trituberculatus (swimming crab), 990 nucleotides long. Its product is annotated as antifreeze protein Maxi-like. Gene Ontology annotation, cellular component: nucleus. Gene Ontology annotation, molecular function: ice binding. The record is from RefSeq and is a predicted model, not a curated record. Lineage: Eukaryota; Metazoa; Arthropoda; Malacostraca; Decapoda; Portunidae.
GCAGCAGCAGCAGCAGCAGCAGCAGCAGCAGCAGCAGCAGCAGCAGCAGCAGCAGCAGCAGCAGCAGCAGCAGCAGCAGCAGCAGCAGCAGCAGCAGCAGCAGCAGCAGCAGCAGCAGCAGCAGCAGCAGCAGCAGCAGCAGCAGCAGCAGCAGCAGCAGCAGCAGCAGCAGCAGCAGCAGCAGCAGCAGCAGCAGCAGCAGCAGCAGCAGCAGCAGCAGCAGCAGCGCAGCAGCAGCAGCAGCAGCAGCAGCAGCAGCAGCAGCAGCAGCAGCAGCAGCAGCAGCAGCAGCAGCAGCAGCAGCAGCAGCAGCAGCAGCAGCAGCAGCAGCAGCAGCAGCAGCAGCAGCAGCAGCAGCAGCAGCAGCAGGCAGCAGCAGCAGCAGCAGCAGCAGCAGCAGCAGCAGCAGCAGCAGCAGCAGCAGCAGCAGCAGCAGCAGCAGCAGCAGCAGCAGCAGCAGCAGCAGCAGCAGCAGCAGCAGCAGCAGCAGCAGCAGCAGCAGCAGCAGCAGCAGCAGCAGCAGCAGCAGCAGCAGCAGCAGCAGCAGCAGCAGCAGCAGCAGCAGCAGCAGCAGCAGCAGCAGCAGCAGCAGCAGCAGCAGCAGCAGCAGCAGCAGCAGCAGCAGCAGCAGCAGCAGCAGCAGCAGCAGCAGCAGCAGCAGCAGCAGCAGCAGCAGCAGCAGCAGCACAGCAGCAGCAGCAGCAGCAGCAGCAGCAGCAGCAGCAGCAGCAGCAGCAGCAGCAGCAGCAGCAGCAGCAGCAGCAGCCAGCAGCAGCAGCAGCAGCAGCAGCAGCAGCAGCAGCAGCAGCAGCAGCAGCAGCAGCAGCAGCAGCAGCAGCAGCAGCAGCAGCAGCAGCAGCAGCAGCAGCAGCAGCAGCAGCAGCAGCAGCAGCAGCAGCAGGGCCGUCCUGUGCUGGAUGGUUGGGUAUCCAGGCUGGAAUGCUUUGGGAGGGGAGUCUCAGCUCUGCAGUGGACAAACAUUCUGCAUAA